Fusarium fujikuroi IMI 58289 is the source of this 6126-nucleotide messenger RNA. Its product is annotated as related to transaldolase. The coding region runs from base 1 to 6126 and encodes 2041 amino acids. Lineage: Eukaryota; Fungi; Ascomycota; Sordariomycetes; Hypocreales; Nectriaceae. The record is from RefSeq and is a predicted model, not a curated record. The transcript is spliced from 3 exons.
AUGGAGGAAAUGGCCAGUGUUAUCUCAUCUGCGAGUCAAGAUGAGUCCUCCCUGGAUUACGUAUCUUCUCACAUUACCGCGGCACGCCUCGACCUUCUAGUCGGUCCAAGCGAUUCACAUUGGGUGAAGAAGCACAAGUUCUUCACUGAGAGAGUGAAGUCGGAUACUCCCAUCAAAGAAAUCGUUCGAGAAAACUUCACAUACCACGAGAGUCGCCUGUUGAUGCCAUCUGAUCGCGCAGAUGUGAAGGAAUUGCAAGCUGCCAAUACGAAGCGCUACGAGGCUCUUCUCAAUGAUCGCUUCAAGGGCUUCGAGGACUCUUUGGCCACAAAGCUCACGAUGAUGUACUUUGGUUUGCCAAUUGCUCCGAUGGAGGACAUUAUCAAGGAGCUCUCUAUGGCUGUUGGUAUGGUGGAAGAAGUUCCGAUGUACAACAUCAAACCACCACUGCAUUUUCUUACAGCUCACGAUCGUCGCAACUGGGGAAAGGAUUGCCUGAGAGCCAAGGAAGCCUUCAGUUGGCCCGUCCCGGUCCCAAAGACAAGCGAUCCGAUUUUGAGUCUUCGUGGAGGUGAAGGACCCAGCUCACUUCAACGCGAUGGCAACGUUGUGUGUGACUACGUCCCCUCAACUGAGACUCCAGCAGACCCUGAAGAAGGAUGGACUUAUCUUUAUGGCCCGUAUGGGCGCUUGCCCUUUUGUCCUCGUAAGUGGCGAUCGUUUGCACUCGUCUUACGACAACUGUUGUAUAAUCACCCUAGCGAUAUUAGGGAGAAGCAGUACAUAUUCGACCUGCAUCUUAUUGAUAAGAAGACCGGCAGCCGAAAAACCUUUCGCGACAAGUUACCCUUAUCAUCUGGUAGCAAAGCAAUGCUCUUCCUAGAAGGACAUUUUGCCGACGGCGGGAAAGCCAAGGGACACCGGAAUUGCUGUACUCUUUUUAUUGACCAUAUUCGGAAGGAAUCGGACGACGCAUUCGAGCAUUGGGAACCUUCCAAACAGCAACUGGAGACAGAUACCGUCAGGAUUGGGCGCUCUCUUGGGACUUUCCUCAACGGACCCGAGGAGGAAGCUAUAAGUUAUGCUUAUAUCCCAUUUCCCAAGGUCAAUACCCCACGCUUCGUUGCUAGCAACUAUGCAUCUCAACAGUACAAUGCUCACUUCAGGGCCGCCACUGAUAUCCUCUUUGGUCGACCUAUGGGCAACAAAGAAGGGGGAUGCUCCGAGUAUAACCAUGCCUUGUUCCGUCUCUGCGACAGAAACAAGCCGGGCGCUUCAUUGACCGUGCCCAUCGUUUACGGUGCCAUGGGUCUGCCGCAAUCAGCUUUGGAACUUCUUCAUCCGUUGAACAACCCCGGCGCUUGCUGGAUGAUUGACUGCACCUGGCUCGACCCCGAUGUGUCGCCUCUUAUCUUUCCAAACUAUUACCCAAGUCCCAAUCCGCACUUGUUGGUAGAUAAGAGUAAUUCUGGCGAUGACUAUAACAACGUCUUCCAACCGAUAUGUGAGAUUUCUACCGAGACUUUUGACAAAGAGUCGAGCAGAAAGCUUGAGACAGUGUAUGUCCUUGAAGGUGGCCCAACAAAUAGCUAUGGGCAGGGUAUCAAGGGCUUGGAGGUUGUCCCAAAACGGGGUAAUGCUGAUGGGAAAGAUGAUCCCGUCGGACGCGUUGUUGGCCAAAAGAUCCAGUCUCUGUCUGCUUGGUUUUUGACCAUUCACCCCCAUUUCCGCCCUGGACACUGUCGUCUGUUUCCUGCUUGGCACAAUGGACGAGAGAUCUCGGUCGAGUUGCCACCUCUGACAUCCACAGUACGACAGCUCUUUGCCGCUAUAGAUCAGCUGGUAUCCAAGACCAAGUACGUGAGAGGUAUGGGCCAGGACCUCAUGUUACUCAAGGAGACUCUUUGUGCCAACAGCCGCGAAAAUCGAGAUACACCAUCGUACCUGAUCCGCCCUGGCUCAUCCGAUGACGAAUGGUAUCGUGUGAGAGAGUCCAUUACAUCCCCUGACAUAACAGUUGAGUUUGUCAACAAAUCAGAUGUCGACUGGGUUGAAUGCAUAUCGGAGAAAAAUAUCUGGGGCAUUCGUGAGCUUAGACCCGAAUUCCAUGUCUCCCGCCCUCGGCUCGGUGGUGAUAUUCUUGAAAUCAAGGACCUCAAAGAUCAAAUAGUCAACCCUGUUGCCAAUUACCCCUCAGCACCUACAAGUCUCGGAUCACCGAGUUCUGAGGAUGAAAAGGAGACUGAUAAACCACUCUCGUCUUUCAGAAAUAAGGCGUUUGUUAGCCCUACACUCCCUCAGGCCCACACGGUUUAUGAUGAACUUGAAGCUGAGGAGGAGAAGGAGUAUGAUGUCGGUGUCCUGGCAACCAGUCGACCUGACUGGGCCAACGAACCUUACUCCGGAGACCGUCACCGGGCUUCCACCUCAGAAAUUUCAGACCCAGAUACGGAUAUUUACGGUUAUUCAGAAAAUGACUCGCCCUCUAGAGAUGUUUCAGUGUCUGGAGACGCUCCUAAUCAAAGGAACCGGAUAUCAAAUUCUAGUGAUGACAGCAGUGAUGAAUCAAGCAGAGAGGGUGAUGGUGUGGGGAAUUACGACGAUGGCGAUGAUAGCGAAGGUGGUGAUGGGAAUGAACACGCCGCUGCCUCCCGUCCUCUUCCCCCCAGCCAGCCACUAUGGGAUUUGAAUGAGAACUCACCACGAGUGGCUCGAGAACGCACAUGGUCCACUCAACCCAGUAUCUUUGGUGACCCCAGAGCUGUGUCUGCGCCAGCUGUAAUUGGCAUACCUGUGACUGGAGCGCCUGCAGAGCAGAUGCUUCGCACGAACGAUUCUGGUAAUGUCCCGAUGAUCCUCAAAGCCUUCCUCACACCCACCGAGCAAACUGAGCUUCAGCGCAAGUACUGGGACACCCGUAACCUGCUUCUCAAGCGCACCAUGCAGUGCCUCUUCGAGGAAUGCGACUUCACCUGCCGGGCUGAUGAUCAUGAGGCCAGGAAGAAACAUACUCAGGAAGCUCAUAAGUCGCGAAUGUGUCCUUGGUGCGAAGAGCCAAUAUUUGAAUGGUGGGAUAAGGCUCAGAGGAAUAAGCAUAUGCGGGAGAGGCAUACCAAGGACCUGAAGAAUGUCUUGGGUAUCGUGGAUGGGCCUGUCUCUAGGUCGACGUCUGCAGUACCUCGCCCAUCGAAGCCCCCUCAGCAACCUGCACGCUAUCCCCCGUCGGCAUUUCAACCACAAUCUUCCCAACCGUUCUCUCUGGGACAAGUUGACAGCCCUUUCACUACACUUCGUUCAGCUCCCCCUCGCAACCCAGCUCCUGUGGCUCAUAUGGCACCUGGUACAGCGCCGGACUCUAAAGGGCAACGUCAUUAUGAGCAGCUUAUGAGCUCGUCUCGUCCAAGGCCACCAAACCUCCCCUCCGACGGUAGGGCGCCCAAGAGACUACCGGUAGAUGCACCGAUAGUAGAAAGUAUCUGCCAGUCUGGCCCUGUUCAGAGGGAGCUUGAACGAGCGAGAAAGUCACGGCAAUCGAUGGAUAGAUAUAAACUUUCUGGACCUCCGCGAACUCUCGAAAACCCUCUUGCCUGGUAUGACAUGACUGGACCAGUGAUUGUCGUUGAUCCUCCAGAGGUUUGUGGCGUCCGAGGCUGCAAAUCCGAUGUUAGCGGGCUCGGUGCUUGGGGUCUAUAUGACCACAUCACGAGAGGCCAUCGGCGUAAUGAGGUUACGAUGUGUCCAUUCUGCGAGCUUCCUUUCUUCGAAGUCGAGGGCACAGAUGAGAAAGGCAAUGAAAUAAGAAGCCAACGCAGUCCAACAGAAUGUAGGAAACACUUGGACUGCCAUGUCUAUGAACUCUGGGAACAUCUGCAGCCAGUUUUGCAACGUCCUGAGAUGGUCUAUUCCCAAAACGUCGGGAGCCCGCUGAGGGGGGAAGUCGAAACGAUUAGGAUGAUCAGACCAACGCCGGCGGAAGAGAGGGAAGCAAGAGUUCAAGAGGAGGCCAGAAAGAAGGCUGAAACGGAAGUCAGGGCGAGGCUCCAACAGAGAAGGGCCGAUAGAGCCAAGGCAUAUCUUGAAGAGCAAAAGGCCUCACAGCGUCCUCCCAUUGAGAAGUGUAGAUACUUCGGGAAGUGCGGUACGGUCAUCGAGGGUAUGCCUGUCGAGGAGUAUGAGCGUCAUAUUAAGGAAUAUCAUACAAAUCGACAAAGUGACUCAGAUGGCGAGGACGAGGACGAGGACGAGGAUGGAGACAUGGGCGAUGUCCAUGUCGAUGUUGAUGUUGAUGUCGAAGUCGGUGUUGAUGUCGAAGUCGAUGGCGAGAAUGAGAGCAAUCAUGUCAGUGACAGUGACAAUGACCAUGGCAGUUCUGGCAAGCGGCAUACUUCUAGUCGUUCACAAGCUCGAAGUCAGUCUGCUCGGAAUGCCUCGAAGAGAAAAUCUCCAAGCCCGACUCCGCGGGUCACUGAGGUCAUUUCAGAGGAUGAGGUUGUGGAUGAGUCCAGCGAGUCAACUGGCGCCGUGGUGGUGACCAAAAAGUCUGCCCCCAAGAAGCCUGCCCCCAAGCCUGCCUCCAGUAAACCCCCUUCCAAGAAAGCGCUUGGGAAACGCAAGGCUGUAACACAGGAGAUUGAAUCGGCGGCUGAGAGCCACAGCGAAGCCCCUUCUACAGUUUCUCGUGGUCGGCGACGACAUACCAAGGCUCAGGAAGAACCGCCCGAGACCACGGUUUCCUCCACUGAAGCACAAGGCAGUGAGGCUCAGAGCAGUGUCGCCCGAGGACGAGCCCGGAGUAAGAAGACCAAGAAGACUCGCCGUACUGGAGAGACGGAUAGCCAGUAUGAAGAUGAUGGGUAUGAGACGAACGACUACGACGAGGAACCAAACGAGAAAGGAGGAAAGCCCUUCCGUCGUCGAGCGAAGUCUCCCGACUGGGUGAAGAAGCUUGGUCCUGGAGAUCCUAACUUUGAUCCCGACGACGACAUGCACUGCUCCAAGUGUCUACGCAAGGUGCCUAAGAAGCGAAGCAAGAGUCCCAACCACUCGCCAAUCGGUCGCGAUGGAGAAGUCGAGGUUUGUAUCUAUACCACUCGUUCUGACUUGCAUACUAACGAACAACAGGCUCAUACUGAUAAGAAGCGAUGCUGUCGUAUCCGCAACGCCCCAGGUUCAACCGAAGGUCUCCCUAACCGCAGUGGCUGGAUCAAAUACUCUGACAUACCCAAGGCGCUCGGCGAGAUCAAAAUAUCAUUCCUCCGUCGCUACCCAACAUACGCACGCACAGUCUAUCCCACCAAGUCAAGCGACCACUUCGCAUCGGUCUGGCGCUCCGACCCAAACAACCCAGACAACGAUGAAUGGUGGGACAUUCCCUGGCCUCCCUACGAAGGGGACCCUCCAUUCCCUGGAUCCUGGGUAGCGCCCGGUCUGCCAUGGGAUGACACCUCGGACGGACGAAAGCGACGCAAGCUAUACACCGGAAUAGAAGUCCCUGAUUCCUUGUAUGAGUAUCAGAGCGAACCAGACACCGAUGGGUCGAUGUCUGCGACUGUGCCGGAGAAUAUUGGUAAUCUCACUAUUGAUGCUACGCCGGCUUUGAAGAGGCCUGAGAGUGCGAUUACUUCGAUUGAGGAGGAGACUGAGGAGCAACCUGUUGCGAAGAAGCCCAAGAUUGGGGCCAUUCCCAGACGUGGGCGAAAGCCGAGCACGCAACCUUCGCGUGCCUCGAGUCGAAUACGUAUGCAGAGAGCCGGUACCGCUUCUACAGCUCCUUCGAGGGCGGUUUCGAGGGCGGUUUCGAGGGCUACUUCAGUUGCGGCUGCGACACCUGCGCCGAAGGCUCCCAAAGCUGCCCCAAAGGCUGCCGCAAAGACUGCUUCAAAGGCUGCCCCGAAAAGUGCACCAAAGCCUGCACAGAAGCCCGCAUCGAAGCCUGCCACGAAACCUGCACCUAAAAAGGCGACUCGCUCAAAGACUGCGACUCCGGCUCCAGAGCCUGCCCCCAAGCCUGCUGCCAAACCUGCCGCAAAACCUGCCGCGAAGACUGCUCCUAAAAAAGCAACUCGUUCAAAGACUACGACUCCGGCUCCAGAGCCUGACUAUGAUAGCAGUGAUCCCGAUAGGUGA